AUGGACCACGCUGGCUUCGCCGACAUGUACGCCGGGCAAUGGAUCACCUCGGACCAUGCCCACGCAAAGCCUCCCCACAUGACCCCCGAGGACAUCAUCCUGCAUGCCACCUCGCACAUGCAGUCCGCCAACCCCGACUUUCCCAUGGACGGCCCAAUGGCUGCGGCUUCCAUGGCCCAUGCCCAUAUGCCAUACCAGCAGCAGCAGCAGCAGCAGCAGCAUCCCAUGGCUAGGCAUCCGCUCCCCACCGAACAAUACGCCGGCAACGCGAGCUUCGCCGAGAGCGACAGCCAGAUGUUGGAUCGUGACGAUAACGAGGAUGGCGACUCCAUGGUCGGCCACCUCGGCGCCCCUCGCCCUGCCGCCUCGAGAUCAAGCGCAAACAACGAGCUGGAGAUGCGACAGCUCUUCAGCGCCAACCGCCAUCGCAACCUCCAGGACGUGGCGGGUGAGCUCCACGGCAACGAGCGAGGCCCAAACUCGGAACGCACCCGCCAGGUCUUUGCCAUGCUCUGGAUCAAUUCGGUUUGCACCAAGGGAAAGGGCUCCGUGCCUCGAGGCCGAGUGUACGCCAACUACGCGUCCCGAUGUGCAACAGAGCGCAUCACGGUCCUGAAUCCCGCCAGCUUCGGGAAGCUGGUACGCGUGCUUUUCCCCGGACUCAAAACCCGCCGCCUGGGUGUUCGUGGAGAGUCCAAAUACCAUUACGUCAACUUUGCCCUCGCCGAGGACAUGCCUGAUCUGAGAGAGGCUCAACCACAAAUACCACGCCCCCUUCCUGAGGCCAAGGGGCCCUCUCAAAGCUUCAACAGCGCACCGUCGCAAUCCAACGGGGUCACGAAUCACGGGCCACGGCCCUCCCCUCCGGACGUGGGCCAGGUCCAAGAGAAGAGCGACGACGAGCCCAGGGUGACUGGCCUCUCCCACAGCGUGUACAAUCAUCCCGACCUAGCGAGCAUCGAGAAUGUGCACUCCACCUCUACCAAGACACACCGGCUCUUGGCUUUUCCGUCGCCAAGCGAAUCCAUCGUCCAGCAGUCGGACCAGUUGGCGCUCCCUCCCAUCGAGGCAUAUCUCCCCCACGGGACAGAUCCCGACGCCGCCAAGUCCUUGUCGGCCCUCUACCGAUCACACUGCACGUCGCUCGUCGAAUGUAUGAGGUAUUGCCGGGAAAAGACAUUCUUCCAUCUCUACACUUCCUUUCAGGGCACCCUCACCAUGCCGGUGCAGAAGCUGUUUGGGAACGCGGCCCUGGCGCCGUGGAUCGAGGGUUGCGACUAUGCUUUGUAUCAGCGGAUGAUGAGCAUCAUUGCCAGCCUGACGCUGCAGGUGGUACCCAAGCAGGUGCUCGACACGCUUCGCAACAUUUCGGAGAGGCUGGUGCCACAUAUCCGCGAAUCAUUUCAGGGCCAGCCGCAGCAUGUCAUUUCGGCCAAGGAAGCCCCGGCGGCCAUAUUUGCCGGGCUGCUGGAUCGGGCGCUCCGCGUCAACCUCACAGCGCAUGCGGCAGCCAACAUGCUUUCGAACCCGGCGAACAGGGACCAGAUGUACGUGGACUGGAUCACCAUGAUCCGAGCCCGCAAGGUGGCGGAAUGUGUGCCGACGCGCGGGAUGGACGACGUGGUCAAGGUCUUGGUCAUGGAGAUGCGCGACCUCCUGGACCCCGUCAACGUGCCGUGGGAGGUGGAGUGCCUGACCAUCUACGGAGACGUGGCAUCGCGAAACGGUCGACAGGGAGACGAGCACGACGGGGGCGACGGGUCGGGCAAGAACGUGCUGGACCGGUGGGUGGGUUUCCUGCAGAGUCUGCCCGACAAGUUCCCGUACGCGUCCCACACGGACAUUAUGUGGUGCGUGGAGCGCAUCGGGACGGCAGUGAUGCGGGAUCUCACGCUGGCCCAAGGCAAGAGCUUCGGCUCGUGGUGGGUGACGAAGACGUGGAUGGACGAGAUGGUGCGAUUCCUGGCCGAGCAGGGCGGCUUCGCGCGGCAAAGGGCGCGACAACCAAGCCCGAGCGCCGGGCCCAAGCCCGAGGAGGCCGGCAGGGAGGCCAGCCGGCACGACUCGCGAUGCAGCAGCGGCAAUAGCAGCAGCAGCAGCAGCGAGGACGUGAACCUAUCCGGCAUGUCUCAGACCCAGCCAGGGCGCGCCCCGUUCCCGCCGCCCGGUAGCACGCAGGCUCCGAUGGGCAUGGGCGGGGGCGACCCCCACGACGACAGCGGGAUCGGGAUCCGGACGCCAGAGGACGAAUUCCCCAUGGACAAGUUUGCCUUUACGGGGGCGGACAGCAUGGGCAUGGUUGGCGGGGCCGAGCUGGCCAGGGCAUGA
Messenger RNA from Hirsutella rhossiliensis, 2328 nucleotides. RefSeq names its product RFX DNA-binding domain-containing protein. NCBI's taxonomy places the organism in Eukaryota, Fungi, Ascomycota, Sordariomycetes, Hypocreales, Ophiocordycipitaceae. Gene Ontology annotation, biological process: regulation of transcription by RNA polymerase II. The coding region runs from base 1 to 2328 and encodes 775 amino acids. Gene Ontology annotation, molecular function: DNA-binding transcription factor activity, RNA polymerase II-specific; RNA polymerase II cis-regulatory region sequence-specific DNA binding. The transcript is spliced from 3 exons. The record is from RefSeq and is a predicted model, not a curated record.